Eleginops maclovinus (Patagonian blennie) is the source of this 711-nucleotide messenger RNA. RefSeq names its product ankyrin repeat domain 45 (gene ankrd45). Lineage: Eukaryota; Metazoa; Chordata; Actinopteri; Perciformes; Eleginopidae. The record is from RefSeq and is a predicted model, not a curated record. Gene Ontology annotation, molecular function: protein binding.
AUGAUGUCACACUGGUGUCGCACCUGCCCCAACUGUGCUGCCAAAGCUAUGCCUAAGAAAACACCUCAAGCGGCCAUGGGCACGGUGCGGUGCCUGCACAGUGACCAGGGCGCAAACUUUGAGGUAGCUGUUUUCAAGGGGAUGUGUGAACUGCUGGGGAUAGACAAGACACGUGUCGGACGCUGCGGACUGAAGGACGAGGCCGGGAGGAGCGCCCUGCUGACGGGCUGCAUGCUGGGGAGGAGCGCCAUGGCCUGGAGUCUGCUCACACACGGAGCCCGGGUCAGUGAACGCACCAUCAGAGGUUACUCCCCCCUGCACCUGGCGGCUGGGUGGGGUCACCUGGAGAUGGUAAGGACUCUGCUGGAGUUUGGAGCUGAUACCAAGGCAGAGACCUUCAGGGGGGAACGGCCCCUGGACCUGGUAAGGAGAUACUCCUGGACCGACUGCGCUGACUGUCUCAGCCUGGCCGCCGAGAGUCUAGAGCACGAGAGUGCAGGAACUGCCAGGUAUCACCUCCUUUACCACCAUGAGAUGAACACAUAUGCACAUGUGUGCUCUGCCAAGUCAGACUGGAUUUAGAGCGUGGAACAUGCAACGUCAGACUUUAUGGCCCAAAGGAGAGAGCUACAGGACACGUUGCAGAGCGUUCUGCACAAGCUCUCAGCUCAGAGUGAGUAUUACUAUAAUAGUUGUAUUACUGCAGCAUAG